UUUACUGAAGACAUCAGCUGUGAAUGUGAAAGAAAUCAUCGAUCAAAAUGUUCAGCACUAGAAGGUUGAAGAAAAAGUCCCAGUCUGUGGAUAUUUCAUCACCGGGGUACAAUCCUCUGUCUGAUAUACCAGCUCCACAAACCAGUAGACUGCCACCUAUUACCAAGACCAUUUCUGAGGAAGAGCACAAUAACACUGCUAACACUCAAAAACGCAAUCCAAGGAGAGGAGACCUUAGGAGAGGCUACACCAUCGAUACCGGACAGAAGAAGAGCCUGGAGAAGAAAGAUGUGCGGAGAAUGUCCUUUCAGAAGCCCAGAGGCAGCAUGGAGUACACGGUGGAGUCGAGAGAUUCAUUAAACAGCAUCGCCCUGAAGUUUGAUACAACUCCCAAUGAGCUGGUGCAGCUUAAUAAACUCUUCUCAAGAGCUGUCGUUCCUGGUCAGGUUUUGUAUGUACCUGACCCCGACUACAUCUCUAGUGUGGAGAGCUCCCCGUCUCUUAGUCCCAUAAGUCCUUUGUCACCAGCCUCUUCAGAAAUUGAAUUUGAGAAGAGUACAGACCCUGAUCAUACUCGCCAAAGAGGGUCCACGUCCUCCCCCGCGCAUUCCGCGGUCCGUCCAUCCCGAGUCGUGUCGUCCACAUCUGAAGAAGAAGAGGCAUUUACCGAGAAGUUUCUUAAAAUCAACUGCAAGUACAUAACAGAUGGGAAGGGAACAGUCAGCGGGGUUCUGCUGGUCACCCCAAAUAAUAUAAUGUUUGACCCUCAUAAGACCGAUCCGUUGGUGCAAGAGAAUGGCUGCGAGGAGUAUGGCAUCAUGUGCCCGAUGGAAGAGGUGACGUCUGCCGCCAUGUACAAAGACAUCGUGAACAGCAAACUCAAGGAUUCAAUCCCUGUAGAUCUGGAACAGCUGUCCUGUAUGAGAGAAUUCUGCCACUUUAAGAAAGCCUCCCAAGGAAACGAAAUGAAUCCAAAGAUGUGGGAUACAGGGAAUGACAGCGCCAGCACGGCCCCCCGCAGCACGGAGGAGUCUCUUUCCGAGGACGUGUUUACAGAAUCCGAGCUUUCUCCCAUCCGAGAAGAACUUCUGUCUUCUGACGAACUCAGACAAGAUAAAUCAUCGGGGGCCUCGUCGGAGUCCGUGCAGACAAUAAACCAAAGCAUUUCAGAAUGCUGUCCGGCUCACCUUUCAGACUCUUCUGAGGCUUUACAUGGCGUCAAAGACGGUCUUGGAGCCUCUGGAAACGACAGUGGAAUCGUUUCUAACGCCAAUGACCUGGAACAGAGCGAAACGUCUUUAAUCCUUGAUAAGGUCUCCGAUGGGGAGUCUACUGAAUCCAGCGCAACGGUGACUCAAAGCAACAAAGAUGAGGACGAUGCCCAAGCCGGCCGUGAAGUGGAACGGGGUUCUCACGGCAUGGAGCGGGACCUCGAUCAGGAAAGUGCGAGUGGCCAGGCGCCCGAGGCCUACGCGGAUGAGCCUUCUGUGAAAUGCACGGGGGAUCCGGAAACGGAGGUGGAAGAGCUGCGGAAGCUCUGGAAAAACCUCACAAUGCAACAAGCCAAGCAGCAAAGGGAUGACAUGCAGCAGGCCACCCAGAAAGAGACCCAGCAUAAGAUAUCCGCCCCGGAGACCCACUCUGAAGGAGUUUAUUCAGCUGUUGCCAAAGAAAAGAGAAGACAUCGAUCCCACCGAUAUUUAUGUUUAAGGGUCGGGAAGCCAAUGAGGAAAACCUUUGUGUCCCAAGCAAGCGCGUCCAUGCAGCAGUAUGCCCAGAGAGACAAGCUGGAGUACUGGUUCGCUGUUCCUCAUGAAAGGACGGAUCACCUGUAUUCCUUUUUCAUUCAGUGGAGUCCGGAUAUUUAUGCCGAAGAAAUCGGGGAAUCGUCGAGAGAGCCGGGGUUUGUAGUAGUCAAGAAGAACGAGGAGGAGGAAGGUUUGGAGUGUUCUGCCAACGACUCGGCCACAAGAUUAUGGGAGGUAGUAUCUGUGGCCGAGUAUCACCGCAGGAUCGAUGCUUUAAAUACUGAGGAGCUGCGUACUCUCUGCAGACGUCUCAAGAUCACAACCAGGGAAGACGUGAACCCAAAGCAGGCCGCAAGCAUUAGGACCGAACUGGAACCGGAAACCUUUCGGCCGCAUCUCAGUGAUCCCAGUCAACUCCUGCAGGUUGAUCAGAUUGAGAAGAUGACCAAGCACCUUCCUCCUCGAACUAUCGGUUAUCCGUGGACUCUUGUCUACAGCACAGCCAAGCAUGGAAUGAGUUUGAAAACCCUGUAUAGAACAAUGCUGGGACUGGACACCCCGGUGCUCCUGGUGAUUAAAGACAGCGAUUCACAGGUAUUUGGUGCUUUGGCAUCUGAACCAUUCAAAGUGAGUGACUGUUUUUAUGGCACCGGAGAGACCUUUUUAUUCACGUUCUGCCCGGAGUUUGAGGUCUUUAAAUGGACUGGCGACAAUAUGUUCUUUAUUAAAGGGGAUAUGGACGCAUUAGCUUUUGGUGGCGGAGGAGGAGAAUUUGCACUUUGGCUGGACGGAGAUCUUUAUCACGGGAGAAGUCACGCUUGCAAAACAUUUGGAAAUUCUAUUCUUUCAAAGAAAGAGGAUUUCAUUGUUCAAGACAUUGAAAUUUGGGCAUUUGAAUGAAGAUGUAAAUAUAACCGGGGGAAAUGUAUUUAAAGGAGUAUUUCCUCAUCCCUGGACAGGUCUGAAAUGCUCCACUGCAGCUUAUUAAUAUUAUUAUUACCUUUAUAUUAUAUUUGUAUUUUUGUUAAUACUUUACCAUAGUUAUUUUUUAUUUCUAGGAGACAAUACUGAGUGACGCGCUAACUUGACUAAUCUAAUGAAUGUUAUAUAUUGUCACUUUCUCGGUCAUCUGCUCAUAUACACACUUAGAGAUACACAUAUCUUCGUUAAAGACAAUAAGCGUUUCUUCACCCCGGAGGCUGCAAGCUUUGGAGCAAAUUCUACUCUUUUUGAAGAAUACUUACCAAAAGAGGGAACAUUCAAAAAAAAAUGUGAAUCGGAAUAUAUAAGGGACUGCAUCGAUUAGGUGGCAUUAUCUUUUGUUGAAUUAAGCUCAAGAUGAAACAUGCCGAGAAAAAAUAAUAUAUUAAAAAAAUAAAUAAAAAUAAAAAAACUAAUGUAGUUUUGUACUAAGUAAGAUAUAUGUUGUACAUUAUUACCUAAUCGCACACCAUGACUGAUGUGAAUUAUAAGUAGAUGAUAUUGUAACCUGUAUUUGUGGACUAUUCAGACUGUCAUGUGACCUCCGAAAAUAAGAAAAUAAGUCUGUAGGUUAUAUCCGUAUCUGUUUUUGUAGGGAAAUAAGCCUUUUGUGCAAUAAUUGCUCCGCAAAAUUACUUUGAAUUACAGAGCUUGUAUCUAUGUUAAGCGAGUAAAUUGCGGUAAUAAAUGUGACAGUUAUCUCUGUGUUGAAGAUUCAGCCGUUCAACAAGUAUGUAUAUUAUUUUUGUAAAUUAAUGUUGAAAAGUAAAGAUGUUCUUAUAGAAAAGUAUUGACUGACGGGUUGCUUAUAGCACUUUAAAUUAUUUUCAGAACCGGAGUAAAAAAAAAAAAAAAAAAAAAAAAAAAGCCAGAAAUGGCUUUUAUAGACUUAGAUGUAUAGCACAUGAAUAUCUUUGAAAAAAAAUACAAAAAAGUAAAUAUAUAUAUAUAUAUAUAUAUAAAUAAAUAUACUGCUUUGGUAACAAAGGGAAGGCAUUCUAUACCAUGCUAAUGCUAAAUGUGAAUAGGGCAUAAAAUAAACCUCUUCGGUGUACAUAGCGCUCCGCUCCUGUUAGUAUAGGUCUGUAGAUUCAAUGUUUACGAAUGAAUGUGUAAAUACAUUAGAAACGGCAUUCCUUCCCUUUGGUAUUCCACAGCGCUAUUAUUGUCUUUGUGGAUUUAAGACUAUUACUAAUCCUGUAAUGGAUUCUAAGUACUAUAAGGUCAUAGUGAUAUAAUUAUAAAUAUAUGUAUAAAUAUAUAUAGAAAAUAAAAUACAUGUACAAUA
Molecule: messenger RNA, 4017 nt
Organism: Spea bombifrons (plains spadefoot toad)
Lineage: Eukaryota; Metazoa; Chordata; Amphibia; Anura; Pelobatidae
Gene: OXR1
Product: oxidation resistance 1
Exons: 16
Coding region: 48-2648 (866 amino acids)
Biological process (GO): response to oxidative stress
Cellular component (GO): nucleus
Source: RefSeq, a predicted model, not a curated record